Messenger RNA from Annulohypoxylon maeteangense, 714 nucleotides. RefSeq lists its product as uncharacterized. The coding region runs from base 1 to 714 and encodes 237 amino acids. The transcript has 2 exons. The record is from RefSeq and is a predicted model, not a curated record. NCBI's taxonomy places the organism in Eukaryota, Fungi, Ascomycota, Sordariomycetes, Xylariales, Hypoxylaceae.
AUGUCUAUGCAAGAACAAACCAGAGGACCUUCCGGUCGGCGCAAUGCUAUUUGUGCUUUUACGACCGACUUCACACCCCGAGCUCAAGGCCAAGAAGCAACAAUUGCGUACCUCGAGUCUGGGAGGACCUCAGAUUUAUCUCAGUUGCUCAGUGAACGUGAUCGCGCUGAAAGACUUGUAUAUCAAGGUCCCAAGACGAAGGGUACACGGGAAGUCCAAGAUAUACUUCGUGAGCCGAGUGUAAAAUCGAUCGAGAAGUUUUACCGUGUCUACAUGCAGGCCGAAAUUUUGAUAAGGUAUGGUAUUGCUGGCGAGAUCGUGUACAACUUUAGCAAAACCCCUAGUUGGAACAGGGCCAACGUACCAAGAUUGCCUUCACUACAACUAAAAGAUAUCAAUGUGAUGAUACAAGCGCACAAUGGGUUUCCGAGCAAGACCUCAAACAUUCCGCGCAGCCCUUCAACCCCUAUUAACUGGAUUGAUCUUGGGGCAUCGGGGCCUGCAGCCCGUCGUGACAACCGGCAGCUAUCUAUUAUAAGUGAACCAGGAGGUUGGAGGGACUCGCAUCUUGCCACAGAUGAUGAGCAGACUUGUGAUCUCCAUAGCCCUUCCCAAGUGGCCCAUGAAAAUAGCGUUGAAGAUGACUGGGAAGUUCAAGAAGCACAGGUACUCACAGUGACAAGGGUACCUAUUCGUCAGAGGGCUACCAUCUGA